Messenger RNA from Papaver somniferum (opium poppy), 1898 nucleotides. Its product is annotated as AAA-ATPase At3g50940-like. The coding region runs from base 97 to 1584 and encodes 495 amino acids. Lineage: Eukaryota; Viridiplantae; Streptophyta; Magnoliopsida; Ranunculales; Papaveraceae. Gene Ontology annotation, molecular function: ATP binding; ATP hydrolysis activity. The record is from RefSeq and is a predicted model, not a curated record. The transcript is spliced from 2 exons.
UUCCUUGCAUUUUCUUAGCAGAAUUGUAUGUCUGGCAGCUUUGAAGGUUCCUAAUCACAGUGCAGUUGGAGUUUGAGAGUGAGAGAUCAGAGAGAUAUGGAGGCUCUAAUGGAUUGGAAAUCGAUGGGUUCCCUAUAUGCAUCUUUGAUGUUUGUAAGAGGUGCAGUCAGAGAAGUAAUACCUCCAGAAGUUUAUAAAGCUGCAAAAACUACAUUCUUUUACUUCUUUACAAAUCUGCAAACAAAACUUGUUACAAUUCAUAUCCACGAAGUCGAAAAUGACAGCGAUAACGAUAUCUUUAAUUCAGUUCGACGUUAUCUAAGUUCGAAAUGUUUUGCUUCUUCUAAAUCUCUACGGUUGUCGAAAAUUAAGAACUCGAAGAACCAUACUUACACCAUGGUUCCUGAACAAAGUAUGGUAGAUAUGGUGGAUGGUGUCAAGCUCACUUGGUCUCUUCAUAGUGACCAGGUUGAAAAGGUAUCAAAGAGUGAGAGCUCAAGAAGUUUUUUCAAGCUGUGUUUCGAAGAAAAACACAAGGAGUUUGUGGAUUCUGCUUAUAUUCCUCAUAUAAUGAAAGAAGCUGAAAUUUCUAAAUUCAAGAACAGAAGGAAAAAGCUUUUUACGAAUCGGUCCGGAGAUUGUUGGUCACAGGUAUGCCAAUUUUCUCAUCCGUCAACGUUUGAUACAAUCGCGAUGGACCCAGUUCUUAAACAAGAGAUUCAAGCAGAUUUGAAGAAAUUUGUGAACAAAAGUAAGUUCUAUACCAGUGUUGGAAAAGCAUGGAAGAGAGGUUACCUUCUUUAUGGCCCUCCUGGAACAGGGAAAACAAGUUUGAUUGCUGCCAUUGCUAAUUACUUGGAUUUUGAUAUCUAUGACAUGGAGUUAACGUCUGUUAAGAACAAUUCACAAUUAAAAAGGCUUCUGAUUUCCACUUCAAGCAAAUCAGUAAUAGUCCUGGAAGACAUUGACUGUUCGUUAGAUCUUUCAAACCGAAAAGAGAAUAACAAUCAAGAAUGUGAUGAGGGGAAAAUGAAAACUAACAAUGGAACAAGUAAUGUGAGUUUAUCUGGUAUUUUGAAUUUUGUUGAUGGACUUUGGUCACCUUGUGCCGGAGAGAGAUUGAUCAUAUUUACAACGAAUCACAAAGAGAAACUUGAUCCAGCUUUACUAAGGUCCGGUCGAAUGGAUAAACAUAUUAGUCUGUCUUUCUGUAGUAUGGAAUCAUUCAGAAUUUUGGCGAAAAAUUAUUUGAAAGUCGAAGAACAUGAGUUGAUGAAAGAAGUUGAAGAACUGAUAAGUUCUAUACAGGUGACACCAGCUGAUGUUGCAGAGUGUUUCAUGGGCUAUGAUGAAGAUCCUGACGCGGGCAUGAGAAAUGUGGUUGAAGAAAUGAAGAGAAGAAAGGAAAUAAACAAGGAAGAAGAAAAAAUAGAUCAAACAAAGAAGAGAUUGCGGUCAAAUGACAAAGAAAACAAAGAAGUGAAGCGAUUGAGAUCAACUGGAGAUGAUCCAAAUCAAGAUCUGGAGAAAAUAAUGCCAGCAACUGAACAAGAAGAAAAAAGAAAGGAAGUGUAUGAAAACUAAGACAAGGAAGAAAACGACUAUGCAUAUUAAUUUAAUUUUGCAAUGGUAGGUGAUUAUAGCAGAGAGGAACCAUUGGCCACUGGACACAGUGAGCGAGUAGUUCGACUAUGAUCUGACCUGUGAGGAAAUCGUCCAGAUAACAUAACAAACCUGUGUGUUUUGCAAUCUAUAGCUAGUAUUUGAUUUUGGAAUGUAAGCUAGGUGCAGGCUUCAAUGUGUCAAAUGUGCUAUAGAUGCCUUCUCACAAAAUCAAUAAUCUGUAGAUAGGCCAGAUCAGUUACUAACCUUACAACAAUAAGAUUCUUAUAUAACCA